ACAGUGCCAACAGUGGGACCUGUACUUUGAGCAUGGUGAUGGCCAGCACCACUGGCUACCCCACGAGCACUGGGAUGCCAAGGAACGUUGUCACCUCUACUGCGAGUCCAAGGAGACCGGGGAGGUGGUGUCCAUGAAGCGCAUGGUGCACGACGGCACACGCUGCUCCUACAAGGACGCCUUCAGCCUUUGCGUGCGCGGGGACUGCAGGAAGGUGGGCUGUGAUGGGGUGAUCGGCUCCAGCAAGCAGGAGGACAAGUGUGGUGUGUGCGGAGGAGACAACACCUGGUGCAAGGUGGUUAAGGGCACGUUCACACGCUCCCCCAAGAGGCACGGCUACAUCAAGAUGUUUGAGAUCCCUGCGGGAGCCAGGCACCUGCUCAUCCAGGAGGCAGACGCCACCAGCCACCACCUGGCCCUCUGAGAGCCGCUGGCUGAAGUGUCUGCACAAGGACUCCCCGGAACUGGAGCUGGGAGGAGGAGUGUGUUUCCAUGGACAGUCCUCAUCCGACAUGGAGGAGUCAGACCCUCCCUUCAGUCAGGA
Ochotona curzoniae (black-lipped pika) is the source of this 544-nucleotide messenger RNA. RefSeq names its product A disintegrin and metalloproteinase with thrombospondin motifs 2-like. Bases 134 to 424 code for a protein of 96 amino acids. Gene Ontology annotation, cellular component: extracellular matrix. The record is from RefSeq and is a predicted model, not a curated record. The transcript has 5 exons. Lineage: Eukaryota; Metazoa; Chordata; Mammalia; Lagomorpha; Ochotonidae. Gene Ontology annotation, molecular function: metalloendopeptidase activity. Gene Ontology annotation, biological process: extracellular matrix organization.